Messenger RNA from Ziziphus jujuba (common jujube), 1412 nucleotides. Its product is annotated as casparian strip membrane protein 1. Lineage: Eukaryota; Viridiplantae; Streptophyta; Magnoliopsida; Rosales; Rhamnaceae. The coding region runs from base 473 to 1039 and encodes 188 amino acids. The record is from RefSeq and is a predicted model, not a curated record. The transcript has 3 exons.
AACACACACCAACUGUACCGCCAAGUGUUCAGCAAGCUUCCUCACCCCCAAUUCUAGAAAUCUCUACCUGCCCCAUUAAAUUUCCCAAGCGAAUUUUCCUUUUCUAUACCAUUAGCAUGUUCCCGUUUAUUCCAAUUUUGGAGUCGGAGAAAAGAUGACAUGGAGCUUGCUAUAAAAUAUCAAUUUGAUAAGGGAGAGCAAGUACGGGCAGGUUCUCCUUUAAUUUUAAAAAAACAUGUACCGUAAUAUCAAAAUGCUAGCUAGCUUUAGUUAGUACUGCCAUGUUGCCAACCAAUAUAUCAUAAUACCAAUAUGGAUAUAUAAAUACCCCUUCCAAGUCUUCCAUAUCUUCCAUGCAUAUUCAAUUUCAAGUUUCCUCAUCAGCUCAAGUUUUUCCUUUUUUCUGUAACUGCAAGUUUUAUUACAGACUAAUUAUAUUUCAUAUAAAAUAGUUUUCCUAAGAUUAAGAAACAUGAAGGCAGAUGCUGGUGGUGUUGAGCUUGGUGAGAACCCCAAAAGUUCAACCCCAAGAAGUGGGUUGAAUAGAGGGUUGUCUAUACUUGACUUCAUAUUGAGGCUGAUUGCAAUUUUUGGUACCCUUGCCAGUGCAAUUUCCAUGGGCACAACCAAUGAAACGCUUCCUUUCUUUACACGGUUCGUUCGGUUCAGGGCCAAGUAUGAUGAUCUUCCAACGUUUACGUUCUUCGUUGUUGCCAAUUCCAUUGUUAGCGCUUAUGUGGUUCUUUCUCUACCUCUAUCUAUCUUCCACAUCGUAAGAAGCACUGCGAAAAACAGCAGAAUUAUUUUGAUCAUCUUUGACACGGGAAUGCUGGCUCUUUUAACAGCAGGAGCUUCUGCAGCAGCAGCUAUUGUAUACUUAGCACACAAUGGGAAUACUAAGACGAAUUGGUUUGCCAUCUGCCAACAAUUCAACUCCUUCUGCGAGCGCACCUCUGGAUCUUUGAUUGGAUCCUUUGUGGGAAUUGUUGUGCUUGUGCUUGUAAUCUUCUUGUCAUCUGUGGCGAUUUCUCGACCCUGAAUGUCUUAGUUUCAACAGUGGAAAAGGAAUUAGUGUAUUCACUGGCUUCUAUGCUUUUGUUUGCGAGUGACUGUGUGGAUGACAAAGUGUCCUAGAAGAUCUUGUUUGAAUAUUUCUUGUUCUUCUUGUUAAUGAUAUGUGUUUGUUGUCUUCAUAUUUACUUUCUCAAUCCAUGUAUUGUAAUUCAUUUUGAAUUUCACUUUUAUUUUCACCUAAUUAAUUCGUGGAGGUGAGUGCUGAAUCCUGCGCUGUGCAUUUAAUAAAAGAAAUUAAUAAAAAUUAGGAUAUACUAAUUAACGCCUUUAAAAAAACAAAGAAAAUAAAUAAAUAUAUAAGAUGAAAGGAGAAGCAUCUUGUGUUGAGUGCCUAGCAU